Impatiens glandulifera is the source of this 1403-nucleotide messenger RNA. RefSeq names its product UDP-glucose iridoid glucosyltransferase-like. The record is from RefSeq and is a predicted model, not a curated record. The coding region runs from base 25 to 1392 and encodes 455 amino acids. NCBI's taxonomy places the organism in Eukaryota, Viridiplantae, Streptophyta, Magnoliopsida, Ericales, Balsaminaceae. The transcript has a single exon. Gene Ontology annotation, molecular function: UDP-glycosyltransferase activity.
GGAGUUGGUGAGAGAAGAAAUCAGAUGAUAGUUCUUCUUCCAUUACCAUUCCAAAGUCACAUAAACCCUAUGCUCCGUCUGGGUUCAAUCCUCCAUGCCAAUGGAUUCUCGAUAACAGUUGCCCAUUCUGAAUUCAACCCUCCAAAUCCAUCUUCCCACCCUCAUUUUUCCUUCCUCCCUCUCCCCGACGCCGUCGACGUUACCUUACUCGACCAUUCUCCCAACUCUUUCUUCCGUUUCCUUUCAGAUCUCAAUACCAAAUGCAUGCCCCAACUCCUCCACCGACUGCCUCAACUACAAAACGAAAACAACGUAGCCUGCAUCAUCUACGAUUCCAUGUUCUACGAUGCCGAAGCUACUGCCAACCAGCUUGGGAUCCCCAGUCUGGUCCUAAGGAUAUGCAGUGCUACUUUCUCUCUCGUUCAAACCAAAUUGCCUGAUUUGAUUUCAAAUGGCCAUCUUAUCAUCCCUACUACACAAGAAGAUCAAGAUCAGAUAGUUCCACAACUUCAUCCUCUCCGACAAAGCGACCUUCAAAUCCUUACCAAUCCAGAUCCAAAGGAAGCGCUUCAACUCUAUUCCCAAAUGUCUAAGAUUACAACAACAAGGGGUAUCAUCUUUGAUACAAUUGACUGCCUUGAGCAACUCUCCUUAGAACAGCUCCGCGGGAAUUACGACGUACCCAUCUUCACUCCUGGUCCUUUCCACAAACUCGCCGGUCCUGUAUCCGCGGCGGCAGGUUCCAUGCUAUGGAAAGAAAACACAGACUGUCUAAAAUGGCUGGACAAGCAAAGUCCCAACUCUGUUCUGUACGUGAGUAUCGGGAGCGCCAUCGCUAUAGACGUGAAGGAAUUCGUGGAGAUGGCCAAUGCGUUAGCUGACUGCGAUCAACCCUUCUUGUGGGUUGUUCGACCCGGGUCGGUAAUAGGAAUAUCGGACGUGAAUGAGCAUUUGCCGGAGAAAAUGAAGAAAUUGGUGGCGGAUGAAACAGGGUGCAUGGUUGAAUGGUGCCCACAGGUUGAGUUGCUGUCUCAUAUGGCGGUUGGGGGGUUUCUUACACAGUGUGGCUGGAACUCGAUUCUGGAGGGUAUAUGUGAAGGAGUGCCGAUGAUAUGUAGGGCCGGAUGGGAAGAUCAGGUGAUGGCGGCGAGGUAUGUCUGCCAUGAGUGGGGUACUGGAGUUGAAUUAAAGGGAAACUCGCUGUUGUUGCCGUUGAAGAGGGGAGAAAUUGAGAAGGCGAUAAGGAAACUGAUGAAGAGUGAAGAAGGGAAGGAGAUGAGGAAAAGGGCUGCCGAUUUGAGAUCCAAAGUUGAGAUUGCUAUAGGCGAAGGUGGAUCUUCUUCAACUGACUUACAUGCACUUUUGGACUUCAUUUCCUCUUUCACUUCUUAGUUUCUUUUUGU